Molecule: messenger RNA, 2739 nt
Organism: Phragmites australis (common reed)
Lineage: Eukaryota; Viridiplantae; Streptophyta; Magnoliopsida; Poales; Poaceae
Exons: 6
Coding region: 430-2301 (623 amino acids)
Source: RefSeq, a predicted model, not a curated record
CAGGGCAAGACCUCGAGGCAUCGCUCACAGCAUCACAUUGUCGUCGUCCACUUCGCCAGCGCCCGUUCCUCGCGCCGCCGAACGCGCCUCCUCCAGCCUCCGUCCACACCGGAGGACGCCAGCCAGCCGCCCCGACACGGCGACACCGAAGUAACUAUUCCUUUGUAGUCGUCUAUGUCGUACGCCUCCUCCCAAAUCCCGUCGGUUAUUGGAUUGGGGGUGGAGCGGAGAUCCAUCCGGACUUGGGAUUGAUCUCUUUUGUUGGCUGUUCUUCUUCUGGGCGCGCAUGAUCAAUCUCAGUUGACGCCAUAUGACUUAGGACCCCAAGGUGCAGGUGCAAUUUAUUUGGCAAGAAAUUUUGACCCCACAUGCCCUACGAGGUCUGUCCGCCGUAACUCCGCCGUGAAGCUCUAACCGUGGGAGAGCAUCAUGAUGUCAAGGUUUGCCUACAUAGGGAAGAGCAGAAAACUUGCUCAAGCCCUGUUGGUUACCUCAAAACCCAACAAUUCUGGAGCUCAAAACAUUGGUUCGAGCUUCGCAUUUGGUUUGGCUGGCAGGGCCUUUCUGCAUGGGAGGGUUCAUAAUGGACCCAGCACUUCAUACAUGCUUGGAAGAGCAAAUGAUAGCUUACACUGGGGCACUGGUGUGGGAAAGUUCUCAGUUCUUUCAUCCUGUAGUCAUAAUGCAUUUCAGAGCCAACUUACUUGGAGGCAACUCGUGGCACUGGGUUCUCGUGUACCGAAAGCAUCUCCAUUUUUGAGUAGGGUUGCUUGCGUCAUUAGCUUGGCUGUGACUAGAUCUAAUUUAGCUCCUUACCUCUUUGCUUUCGUAGCCGGAGAGUUAAUGCUAGUUCAGAGGACAUCUGCAGAUGGUGAGUACUACCCAAUACGUGAGCGGGCUCAGGAUGGCCGUAUUUAUGUUACCUCGUUAAUAUUUUCGGCAAUGGAGAUGGUUAUCAUAAUCUUCAGAUCAAUAUAUUUGGCACUGUUGUUCACUCCGAGUAUACUGAUGGCACCAUUUGUUGAUACUCUUGGCAGUAAGUAUAGGAAAACAUGGCUUCGACUUGUCCAUCGUACUUUGGAGCUGGCAGGUCCUGCGUUUAUUAAAUGGGGCCAAUGGGCUGCAACACGUCCUGAUCUCUUUGCAAGUGACCUUUGUACCGAAUUGUCGAAGCUGCACACAAAAGCACCAGCUCACAGCUUUAAGUAUACCAAGAAAACUGUUGAGAAAGCUUUUGGUCGAAAGCUAUCAGACAUUUUUGAGAAUUUUGAAGAGGACCCUGUAGCAUCUGGAAGUGUUGCUCAAGUGCACCGAGCUGUUUUGAGAUUCUGGUAUCCCAGUCAGCAGACAAAGCGCAUAACAGUUGCAGUAAAAGUAAGACAUCCUGGUGUAGGAGAUUCAAUACGGAGGGAUUUCAUUAUCAUUAAUGCAGUAGCCAAAAUUUCUAGAUAUAUCCCUGCUUUAAAUUGGUUGCGGUUGGAUGAGAGUGUGCAACAGUUUGCUGUCUUCAUGAUGUCUCAAGUUGACCUUGCAAGGGAAGCUGCUCAUUUGAGUCGGUUUAUCUACAACUUCCGAAGGUGGAAGGAUGUAUCUUUCCCAAGACCUCUUUAUCCACUUGUUCAUCCUGCUGUUUUGGUCGAGACUUACGAGCAUGGAGAGAGUGUUUCACACUAUGUCGAUGACCUUGAUGGGCAUGAUCGAAUUAAAAGCAUUCUCGCCCAUAUUGGCACUCAUGCACUUUUGAAAAUGUUACUGGUUGAUAAUUUUGUUCAUGCAGAUAUGCACCCUGGAAAUAUUUUGGUCCGUGUUGGACAGCCAAAUAACUCAAAUAACACCCUUCUAAAGUCAAGGCCACAUGUAGUCUUCCUUGACGUAGGAAUGACUGCUGAACUUUCGAGUAAUGACCGUGUGAAUUUACUUGAGUUUUUCAAGGCUGUUGCUCACCGAGAUGGUCGCACAGCUGCAGAAAGUACUCUAAAGUUGUCAAAACAGCAGAAUUGCCCAAAUCCAAAAGCUUUUAUUGAGGAAGUUGAGCGAGCAUUCUCUUUUUGGGGCACCACUGAAGGUGAUGCUGUCCACCCAGCUGAGUGUAUGCACCAGCUCCUUGAGCAAGUCCGACGUUACAAAGUGAACAUUGAUGGGAAUGUUUGCACUGUCAUGGUGACGACAUUAGUUCUUGAGGGCUGGCAGCGCAAGUUGGAUCCAGAUUACAAUGUUAUGAAGACACUACAGACUUUACUUUUUAAAGAAGACUGGGCUAAAUCUCUUCAGUACACGAUUCAAGGGCUUAUGGCACCUUAGGAUCAGCGCUGCAAUCCUCUCAAAAGUUUUGAUCUGGUUUGUGUGCGGAUGAUGGAGGAUGCUCUGCUCUCACCAUCACGUUUUGUUUCUUUUCCUUUUUAUUUUUUCCUUUUUAGGUUAUACAGUUCUGCACCCGUCCUGGUAGUGCUGCUAAAGCAGCUGUGACAAAGUAAUAAUUGCAGCACGAAUUUGAAGCUACUAGAGUACCCUGCUCUAGAGUACAUUGCCCUGGAUUACCUGCUUGUGUUCUUGUCAAGCCAAGGAUUGGGUCCUUUUUUGCUCCUCCCAACAAUUUUGUCGAUAGCUCUUAGAUGAUGUAGCAAAAGGCGUAUUAUUCUGAUGAUCUUUUUGUAACUGGAGAGAUUGUAUCAGCGAACGAGAGAUUUUGUUAUGUAUACACGGAGAUACUGUUAAUUUUAAGAAGAUACCUACGUCUCA